Molecule: messenger RNA, 2890 nt
Organism: Bombus pascuorum
Lineage: Eukaryota; Metazoa; Arthropoda; Insecta; Hymenoptera; Apidae
Product: homeobox protein MSX-1-like
Exons: 3
Coding region: 806-2062 (418 amino acids)
Biological process (GO): regulation of transcription by RNA polymerase II; embryonic morphogenesis
Cellular component (GO): nucleus
Molecular function (GO): DNA-binding transcription factor activity, RNA polymerase II-specific; RNA polymerase II transcription regulatory region sequence-specific DNA binding
Source: RefSeq, a predicted model, not a curated record
UAGCUCCCCACCAGAGAACCGUAUCCAUGGGUAAUCCCUGCCUGCCGUGCCUCCCCUGAAACCGAGCUGGACGUAGUUGCAAGAGAGAAACUUAUCCCUGGCAGGGAAAAAUCCGCGGGUCUAUAGCUCUGGUUUGACUCCGUUUCACGGUAAAGGAACCCGGCCAUGGAGGCGGAGCGAGCAGAGCCAUGCCCCUUCUGCCGCCUCGAGGCCUCGCCCACUUUUGAAUUUCCCCUUUCUCGCAUUUUCGUCCCCUCCUCGAACCAUCGUUCCUGCUCUGACAACGUCUCUUUUCAAACAACGGCUGGGUCUCCCACUAACCGAGGCGCCUCCACCCGCAAAACGAAAAAGUCCGAACGCCGCAGUCGACGAUGGUCAAAGUCAGUCGGCACGGAGAGCUCGAGUCGAGUAGAGGCUAGUCCAGGUUAGCUGGCCGGGAGAUCCAUCGAUCCGUCGAUCCUCGGCUCACCUGUCAAACGCGUCAACGCAUCCUACUUCACGCGUUUCCGUGAUUAUUCUUGGAGAAUUGUCGUCGAGUGUGACUCGAAGAUCAUCGGAUAGCUGCAUUUUCGAUCGCUUCAUUUUCUUCGACGUCGAGUCGUGUCGAUGAGAUCGUGUGGAAUCAGUGACAGAGACAUUUCCUCGAAUCACGGACACUCGCACUUUAUUUCUCCUCUUGCAUCAGUAACGAGAUACACGACAAAGGUAUCGGCAAGAUGAGAGCAUAGAAGAUCCAACAAGAUUUAGUCAGAGUGAUUCAGUGAAGAGAUAUAGAUUUGCAGAGGUGUUCAAUCGCGGUCUAAGAAUGACAGUACUAAGGAUGACCUCCCCGGUGACGCCUCCAUCGAGCAGUCCAGGUUCCCACGAGGCCCAGGCGCCCCAGCCGACUUCGAAACCGGUGCAUCGAUUGAGCUUUUCCGUCGCCGCCUUGUUAGCCGACACUAAAAAGUCGGACUCCUCCAGACAAGAAACGUCCUCCGUAUCGCCCAGAUCGUCACCCUUGGCCUCUUACUCCCCUGUGAGACAGGAGAACCUACCGGUCAGUCCGAACUCAGCGUUACAAAAACAUCCAGGUGAUUACAGAUCGAGAUACCUGUCGGUGUCUCCGAGCGUCCAGGAACAUAGACGGAUCGCAUACGGCUCCCUGGACGCGAGGACUCUAACCAGGUUUCCCGAGAUCGAGGUGGACAGGGUAGAAUCCCCCGGUCAACGCUCCAGAACGCUGGAUUACGCGAUUCGAACGUCCACGGACUCCGGAUCCACGUCGGAAGUCGCAGCACCGUGUUCCUCGUCUCCCAAAAUCGUCACAGUCGGUCACUCGGAUUUCGGUCCUCAAUCUCCCAGAAGCAGCUCUCACGAAGCCAGGUCCAGGUGUUCGGAACCGGAAGACAUCGAGGAGGAGGACGAGAACAGUCUAGUCGACGUGGAGGACCUGCAGCAUCAGCAUCAGGGAAGCAGUCCGACGCCGGUCAGACCGACUCCGGCGUAUAUCGGAGGAUUUUCCAGUUUGGGGAGCAUCUCUGGCAUUCCAGCCGGGCUACAUCCCGCGGUUUGGGGUGGCGGACAUCAGGGUGCAGCGGCAGCAGCAGCAGCCGCCGCCGCCGCCGCUGCCACAGCGAGCUUCUUCCCCUCGCACUUCUCUCAUCACGCGCCAUUAAACGAGAACGGAGAACCGGCCAAGAUCAAGUGCAACCUGAGGAAACACAAGCCGAACCGGAAGCCGAGGACGCCUUUCACCACGCAACAAUUGCUCGCGCUCGAGAAGAAGUUCACCGAAAGGCAAUACCUCAGUGUCGCCGAGAGGGCCGAGUUCUCCUCCUCUCUUCAUCUCACCGAGACCCAGGUGAAGAUCUGGUUCCAAAAUCGUCGCGCGAAGGCGAAGCGUAUGCAGGAAGCGGAGAUCGAGAAAUUGCGGAUGUGUGCGGUCAGGCAGCAGCACACGACGCUGUACGGCUCUCAUCCGGGACUCUUGGCCCCGGCUAGUCUGUAUCCCGUCGGAAUGCUGUCUCAUCCCGGUUUAACGCCACAUCAUCCGAUCUCUCAGCACUCGUCCAGAGAAUGAAAGCGACAGGAGGAGCCAGAGACUCGCCACGAUCGGUAGUGAACCGACCUGUCCUCGAUCCAACGAUCGAUUCUCCUGCGAAACUGUUUCUGGAUCCGUUUGGAACGGAACGAAGAGCGAAGAACGAACGAAUCGAAGGAAGAACGUAGGAUCUGUGAGUUUUGAGAUGUCGGAGGAACAACUAGAGAAACAGACGAAACUGUCGCGAAAUAAAAUUCACAGAGUAUCGAAGAACGGAAGAAGAGGAUGAUCAACGAGAAGUCGAAUUCGCGUAAGAUGAAUCCACGUGUUUCGGCGAGAAAGUGAUUCAGAGCGUAGAGAAGCGCUCGAUCGCAAGUUAGAAGCAUCGACAAGAAGACAAUACCUUCGAAGUGAAAUACCUUUAUGAGAAGUCUAACCAAAGCGGAACGCGUCUCCGAGAAGAGAAAUACGAUUCUGGACGAAUUUGUGGACUCUCUCUUCGCGAUCGAAUCGUUCAAGUAAUGAACUUGUCUAGUGAAAGACGACAGACAGAGAGAGAGAGAGAGAGAGAGAGAGAGAGACCCAAAGAACAAAACUUCACUUCUAUGGGGAGCCAUAGCGUAUCGUGAAUUUGUGCCAAUAUCAGACAUGCUCCCGUGUCUUGUACAUAGAGUGUAAAUAAUCGUUCUCCAGUUGAAAGUUUACGUAGCCUUGUAAAUAGGAUGUUCGCAAGAUGAACGAUAGUUCUAACCUGCAAGGAUCGGUGGAUCGAAACCGCCGAGGCCUGUUUUCCAAUUUUGUAUAAAUGUAAAACCGUCGCCAAGAGAAUAGCAGAGUUUAUUUAAUAAACACACAGUAUAGAAUUAA